AUGUCACUUCCGUUCGAACCGCUACCACAUGGGCAUGUGGUUCAAAAGCCAUCGUCACCUCGAUUUCCGUUGCCGCCCGGUGACGAUGAGUUGCAGAUUGUGGCCGGUAGAGACAACUAUGGUAUGCUGCAAGUGAUCGAAUGGGACCAUAUGGAUCUAUCAAUAUUCUAUCCGGCAGCGCUCACCAGUACAUGGACUGUGCGCAUGUGUUUGUACCCGCUGGCAGUACUCAGAAGUCGUCUACAACUACAGAAACAACAUACUGUUUAUACUAGCACAUGGGAUGCAUUUAUCAAUAUCUCG
Haemonchus placei is the source of this 303-nucleotide messenger RNA. The record is from the annotation of a GenBank genome assembly. NCBI's taxonomy places the organism in Eukaryota, Metazoa, Nematoda, Chromadorea, Rhabditida, Trichostrongylidae.